AUGGCGAACAUAUCCAAGAAAGCGGAUGAAUUAAAAAUCGAUCCUGUCAUGGAAAAACCAUGGCAGAGAGCACAGCGCUUCGAGAAGUACGACUACUAUUGUAAGUCAGCUUACCCGCCAAUGCAGCUAGAACCUUUGCCUUUUGAGAGAAACAGACUUGCUAACGGAGGCAUGACGUCAGAGCAGAGAGCUUUACGUAAACAGUGGGUGAACGACCAAAUUCUUCACCACGAAGCGCGAGAGAUUCCUGAAGUUCAGCCUUAUAAUAUCUUUCGGAGAAUCUAUAGAUGGCCCGCAGAUACUUUUAUUUUCAACCCGGCUAAGAAGUUUAUUGGUGCUGAAAGAGCUGAUCUUCUGAGAUACACUAUCCCGAAAGCCAUUAUGGCCUUACUGGGCUCAUAUUUUAUUUGGUACCAAAUCAAGUACCACCCAAGUGACUGGAUGACCGAUGGACGAGUACAUGUAUUCCGUACCAAACCGAUGCUGUUGGGAGAGGAUGCACAUAAAUUUCCAGAGAAAGACCCUACAGAUUUUAAUGAUCGUGGAUUCAAGUCAAGGAAAGCUCUUUUGAGCCAAGAAUAA
This is a messenger RNA of Candidula unifasciata, 582 nucleotides long. The record is from the annotation of a GenBank genome assembly. Lineage: Eukaryota; Metazoa; Mollusca; Gastropoda; Stylommatophora; Geomitridae.